AUGGCAUCUCUUCUCUCCUUCCUCCUGUUCUCCCAGAUGGCUGCAGCUGUCUCCAAAGGGCCUUUGUAUGAUUCAUUCGUCUCUUUAUCAAUCGAACUCACUGGUUUUCCCUCGUUUGCUGGCACGAAAGAAAGCCCGAACCAAUUUUCGUACAACUUAAUAAAGGCUCUUGCUGAUGCACAAGGAAGUCCCCUGGUCAUUCGAGUCGGAGGGAACUCAGCUGACCGAGCAAUAUACGAUGCCAACCAAUCUGAAGCCACUGCAUCCUCGUGCGACGCCGAUCCUGAGGCUAUUCUCUGCAUUGGCAAGUCGUUUUUCGACUCCUACGGCGCGUUCCCUAAUGGCACCACGUAUUCGCAUAAUUUUAAUCUUGCGGCAUCAAAUAGCUCUGGCUAUGAUACGCUUCGAGAAACAGUGCCACUUGCAUGUGAUGCACUGCGUGGACAACUAAAUGUUUGGGAGGUUGGAAACGAACCUGAUCUGUACAGAGGGAAAUGGCGCCCAUCCGACUGGCCGGCAGAAGACUAUGAGGCUGACUGGCAGAAUGCUACCGACAGCUUGAAAACAUACCUACAAGAUGCAUGCGCGGACAUGGCAGCAAAUGGCUCUUUCAGUCUGAUGGCACCAUCUGUAAGCUCUCCUGGGUCUGGAAUCAAAGUCACCGAUAUCUUCAACGACGGCGAAAACAGUGAAAACUUUGUGAAGCAAAUCUCUGUCCACAACUACAUGGCCGGUGCUAGUUCAAGUGGCGUGACCGUACAAAACACACUAAUGAGCCACAAAGCUGUCGCGAAUAAGUUGCAGAGCCACGUCAAUUUAGCCGAGUCUCUCAGCGACGUUGACGCAGAUUACAUUCUCGGCGAACAUAACAGUCUCUAUGGGGGAGGUGCAUCGGGAAAAUCCAACGUCUUUGGUGCUGGUCUCUGGGUUUUGGAGUUUUCCGCCUAUGCUGCCUCAACUGGCUUCAUUAAGAGAGAGCAUUUCCAUCAGGCCGUCGGCUCGGCGUAUUCUGCGUGGUUGCCUGUGUCGAAAGAUUCGUCAGACCCCCAGACGAACCCUCCCUACUAUGGAAAGCUCGCUGCUGCAACGUUUCUCGCCAACAGCUCGACGAUUGAAGUGAAAACUAUUGAUCUAAAUGGUGAUGCCGAUAAAGAUUCAGGGUAUGGCGCGUAUGUCAAUGGCACACUUCAGAGAGUGGCGCUGCUUAACCUUCGCGAAUUUUCAUCAUCUUCGGGUUCCGAUCGGGGCUCACAGAAUUAUACUAUAAGCGUUAAUCCAAACGAGUCUUGGGUUGUGAAACGCUUGACUGCACCAGGCGCUGAUGUCGACACUGGCGUUACGUUCAACGGGUAUUCAUACGAGUAUGGGACCCUAGGCUUACCAACGAGAGAUAAUUCGACCAGCAGCGAUGAGAAAGUGACUUCCGAUGCAAGUGGGAAUCUUUACGUGACUGUGGCUGACUCGGAGGCAGUCAUUAUCACCAAAUGA
This is a messenger RNA of Talaromyces proteolyticus, 1488 nucleotides long. RefSeq names its product glycoside hydrolase family 79 protein. The transcript is spliced from 3 exons. Lineage: Eukaryota; Fungi; Ascomycota; Eurotiomycetes; Eurotiales; Trichocomaceae. Bases 1 to 1488 code for a protein of 495 amino acids. The record is from RefSeq and is a predicted model, not a curated record.